Molecule: messenger RNA, 2064 nt
Organism: Eremothecium gossypii ATCC 10895
Lineage: Eukaryota; Fungi; Ascomycota; Saccharomycetes; Saccharomycetales; Saccharomycetaceae
Gene: SWI3
Product: Swi3p
Exons: 1
Coding region: 1-2064 (687 amino acids)
Biological process (GO): positive regulation of DNA-templated transcription
Cellular component (GO): SWI/SNF complex
Molecular function (GO): DNA binding; histone binding
Source: RefSeq, marked provisional
AUGGGGAGCAGCAGGUCAGUUGGUAGUUAUAGCGGGGAAGGCGGGCAAGGAUCUGGGGGAGUUUCACGCGCGGAGGCGUGGUCGGAUAAAGAAGAGGCCAAGCAAUGGUCACAGGAAAGUGCGGAGGGGGUGGAUAUUGCAUUCGAUGAGGCGAUCGAUGGCGAAGUUCUAUCUGCAGAUCGGAACUCCGCUGUCGAAGAAGGCGCAGAGGCAGAUGCACCCGAAACAAAGGAGAACACGGAAACCCUGUCAGGAAGUGGAGAGGUGAUGGAGCAAGAUGGGGGAGAUGGGGAGGAAGAGGAGGACGACGAUGGGGUAGAAUCGAGCUACCCGGUCGCCGCAGAUACCAUUGAGGUGGACGCCGAAACAGAAAAUGCCACCAAUUCCCCUGGAACCGUUAAUGCUGGGGACGCCGAUACCGGGCCGGUAGAAGCUCGGGAGCUCUCAGAGCUGCCCGCUGAAGUCAAACAGGAGCACAAUGGAUACGGUUCUAGCAUGCAGGUAGAUGACAGUGGUCGCGCAGUUGCCGUAGAGGGUGGGCUGCAGUCGAGCACAGAGAAGGAGGUCGACCUCGUGGUUCCUCAAACGCAUGAAAUUGUGAUCCCUUCAUAUGCCAAGUGGUUCCAUUUAAAUAAAAUCCACGAGAUUGAGAAGAAGUCGCUGCCAGAAUUUUUUACAAAUCGCAUUCCGUCUAAAACUCCGCAAGUGUACGUUAAAUAUCGGAAUUUCAUGGUGAACUCAUACCGGCUAAAUCCCAAUGAAUACUUCACGGUGACAUCUGCAAGGCGGAAUUUAUGCGGUGACGCAGGAUCUAUUUUUCGUGUCUACAAGUUCCUCUCGAAGUGGGGGUUGAUCAACUAUCAAGUGAAUAGUAAGGUAAAACCCACUGCAGUGGAACCGCCAUACACAGGAGAAUACUCAACGCGCCACGAUGCGCCCAGGGGGUUGUUCCCUUUCCAGUCAUAUAAGCCAGCCGUGCAGAUCCCAGAUAUGUCGCGUUUGAAAAAGAUGAUGACCCAGUUGAGGGAUCCUAUCACGGGCGGUAAUAGGCAAGAGAGCUCCCCCUCGUUAAAAACAGAAGCUGGAGAAGAGCAGGCAGUGGACGGUAAGCGUAUGGCAAAUGGUAUAUCAACCGGACAUUUAAGAGCACCAAAGAAGCCUAGACUUCAGGAUAUGAUAGACAAGGACUGGGAGAAGGGAGAAGUUAUAAAACUGCUAAAGUCACUCCAGCAGCAUGGGACCGAUUGGAUGCAAGUAGCCAAAGACGUCGGGAACAAGACACCCGAACAGUGCAUUUUGCGUUUUCUGCAACUGCCUAUUGAGGAUAACUUCCUAGAUAGCGAAGAGAACUUGGGCCCUCUCAAAUACGGGGCCCAUCUUCCAUUCAGCAAGGCCGACAACCCGGUAAUGAGCACAAUUGCCUUCUUGGUUGGCCUGGUUGACGCUGAGACUGUGCGCGCAAUGACCCAACGUGCGAUAAAAUCCAUUGAUGGCGAAGAGGUUCCAAGUGCCAAUGGCACCUCCGAUGAAACUCCCGCAAGAGUCGUAAAGGACGCAUCGGAGAUAGCCGUUGCUUCGCUCGGCGCGCGAGCCCAUGUGUUUGCGAAUAACGAGGAGCGUGCUCUCAACGCAGUCACGAACGAGCUUGUUCAUACCCAGCUCAGAAAAGUUGACCUGAAGCUGAAGCUGCUGGACACCAUGGAAAAGAGCUUAGAAGUUGAACGAAAGGCGCUCCAGAAGCAACAGGAGGAGGUUUUCCUCCAGCGCUUCUCCUUUUCUAAGUACGCUAUAAACGUUUUGGAGAAGUUCGAGCAAGCAUUGAAGGAUACACAGGAUCCAGCUGUAAUGAAGGAUAAUAUUAAUGCAAUCCGCAAAAUGAUUUUGAAUCCUCCCGAGUUCGCAAUGGGCUCAUCCUCGGCCGCACCCACAGAUAUGUCUUCCGGGGGUGCCCAUGAGACCCCUGGUGCUGCGGCUCCCGAAGGCAGUGUUGCCGCGCUUGAUAUAACAAGCGUCAAACCUGUAUCCAUGGAUGCCCCGCAGCUCUACCGCUACUGGUCUGGCUGA